GUCAAUUGCAGUGUUUGUUUUUGAGGUGGUGCAGGUGGUUUCACCGAAGUGGAUUCAAUGUUAAACAGUAGUGACGGUGCCUUCGUGGUUUUAAGAGAAAGUUUGAGGACGUAAAUGUUUCCGUGGUACUUUCGUGAGCUAGACAUUGAACGGUUGGCUGAAUAAGUCUAACAAGAAUUGGGCUUUAUACAGAUUCCUAUACUCUGUUAAUUCGCAAAAGAUUUUCUGCCGCUCGCUGCCUCUACGUAUCCUUGACAUGCACGACUGCGGCAGUUCAAGAGCGGAGACCGAAAAUUUGUUUUUACCAGUAAUUCACGAAAAACACGAGUUUCAACAAACGGCGAAGAAUAAUGAACUUAUCCAUUCAUACAGCACAGUACCAGAGAAGUUACUGAGUAUACACCAGGAAUUAGCUAAUAGGCUAUCAGAAUUACCAUUCUCGGCACCAAUCGAAUACAUUUAUAAUCCUGUGGACUACGCUUUUGAUGUCCAUGCUCAAUUUGUAAAUAAAUUCUGCCAAUCACAAAAGCAAAUUUUAUUUCUUGGUAUGAAUCCUGGACCAUGGGGUAUGUCGCAAACUGGGGUACCAUUUGGUGAAGUGACGAUAGUGAGAGACUGGUUAGGUAUUAGUGGGGAAGUUAGAUGCCCGUCUAAACAAUGCCCUAAAAGACCUGUGCUGGGUUUCAGCUGUAAGAGAAGAGAACUUAGUGGUUGGAAGUUCUGGAACUUCUUCAAAAGCAUAUGUUUGAAUCCACACAGGUUCUUCAGACAUGCUUUUGUUUAUAAUUACUGUCCAUUGGCAUUUAUGACAGCAACAGGAAAGAAUGUAACGCCAGCAGAAAUGAAGAGUAGUGAUCGCAAGAUGAUAGCUUCCCUUUGUGAGAGAGCAUUCUGCAAAGUACUGGAUCUGUUACAUGUGGAUACAAUAAUUGCUGUUGGGAAGUAUGCUGAGAAGAGUGCUGCUUCUGUGACAAAAGCAAAUGGAUUGAACCACAUAAAGAUUGUUACUAUUCUACAUCCCAGCCCACGGAAUUCCAAUUCAAAAAACUGGGAAGAAGAAACUAAAGCACUAUUACAGAAAAAUGAUUUAAUGAAAUUUUUUUGUGAUGCUUGAAAUAUAUUAAACAGAACAGCAUUGUUAAUGACAUUUCAGUUGAGAGCAAAUGUUCUAUAAUGCAAAUACUGAAUAUUCCAAGACUGUGCAUCAUUGCUCAAUUGAUAUAGGGUGUGCCAUGAAAGUGAGCCCCUUAUGUCAAUGAUAAUGUUUCAGUAGUGUAGCUGACAGCGAUUGCUGUUUGUCACUCAUAGAUAAACCACUUGAAAAGGCAGUUUACAGACAUGGAGCUCAGUGUGGUACAAUUGUGAGUAUAUUUUACAGAGUUAACUAUACCACAACACUUGUAUUAGAAUAAUCAGUAUUUCAGUUUUUGUGAAGCAUAAUCUUGUACCAUUGUAACAUGUAGUAAGAAUGUUGGUGACACUGUUUGAAGAACAGAAAAUUACUUGGAGCAAAAACUAGCAAGUAAGACAUAAUGUAGUGCACAGGAAGCAAUAAAAGAUUCAGACCAUUCUAUUAAAUUA
This is a messenger RNA of Schistocerca americana (American grasshopper), 1581 nucleotides long. RefSeq names its product single-strand selective monofunctional uracil DNA glycosylase (gene Smug). Gene Ontology annotation, biological process: base-excision repair. Gene Ontology annotation, molecular function: oxidized pyrimidine nucleobase lesion DNA N-glycosylase activity; single-strand selective uracil DNA N-glycosylase activity. NCBI's taxonomy places the organism in Eukaryota, Metazoa, Arthropoda, Insecta, Orthoptera, Acrididae. The coding region runs from base 257 to 1114 and encodes 285 amino acids. The transcript has 4 exons. The record is from RefSeq and is a predicted model, not a curated record.